Molecule: messenger RNA, 300 nt
Organism: Pyricularia grisea
Lineage: Eukaryota; Fungi; Ascomycota; Sordariomycetes; Magnaporthales; Pyriculariaceae
Exons: 1
Coding region: 1-300 (99 amino acids)
Source: RefSeq, a predicted model, not a curated record
AUGGCCACCUGGCCAGUGGAGCUCCUCGUCUCGCCACUCUUUCUCGACCACCUGGUCCUCGACCUUUUAUUGGGCUGCAACUACACCAAGGGUUUCCGUGAUCAGAUGGCUUCCAUGACAGACCUCCCAGCGCGAGCCAAAGGGAUUACAUGGAACUACAUGGUCAAUGCACUCAACACCUUCCCCAAGCUGCACAGCAAGUCGACUCUUUCAUCCAUAGAGGGCGAUGAUGCUGGCAGCCUCGCUAGACGCUCGACUCUGUUUUGGCUUUCGUUUGCUUUCCCGGGCUGUCUGGUGUAG